Serpula lacrymans var. lacrymans S7.9 is the source of this 1057-nucleotide messenger RNA. RefSeq lists its product as uncharacterized. The record is from RefSeq and is a predicted model, not a curated record. NCBI's taxonomy places the organism in Eukaryota, Fungi, Basidiomycota, Agaricomycetes, Boletales, Serpulaceae. The coding region runs from base 34 to 999 and encodes 321 amino acids. The transcript has 6 exons. Gene Ontology annotation, molecular function: serine-type endopeptidase activity. Gene Ontology annotation, cellular component: membrane.
UGGUCAAUACACAUAAACACGAGGUCUUUGCCCAUGGCAAGCACACAAAACCUCUUUUGCCGCACUUUUGCUCGCAGCUUAAGCUCAUUGCGCUGCAAUCCUCGUGCCAAUGUCUCCCAUAUACAGCAGAAUCUACAUGCAAUCCAUCUAAAUGGCUUAAUACAGCAAACAAGGCAGCUAUCUGGUCUAUCCAUCUUUACAAACACGUUCCGCGCCUCGACACCAGCGCCAAUCGUUAGCACACCACGCGUAGCCUUGUCCAGCAUUCUUCAAUUUGCAAGGACGGGUAUACGCAAUGCAACACACAGGGAUUAUCAUGGAUCUGGUUCUUCUUAUGGACGCUCACCCAACCGCGGACCCCGUUUUCCCUGGAUCGAGUCCAUCCCCAACUCUGUCAUAUUCUAUGGCAUCAUUGGUCUCAAUGUCGGCGUGUUUUUGACUUGGCAGGCUGCCACUGCGACUUGGCAACAAACGGGAGACACGUCUUUGAUUAGGUUUCUGAGGGACAACUUUGUAGUGGAGAUGCGUAACAUCUCAUCAGGCAGGAUAUGGACACUUGUGACCUCUUGCUUUUCCCAUCGAGAUUUCUCGCAUGCAUUGUUCAAUGGCCUCACCUUCUUUUUCAUGGCUCCAGCAGUUAUGCAAAUGCUAGGUAAAACAAGGUUUUUGGGACUAUACUUCAUCGGUGGAAUCUUGUCCGGCCUAACGAGUCUCAGCUGGAACGACCUCGUCAAGCAUCAUCCGAUAGCGUCUCAUGGGGCUAGUGGUGCCAUAUAUGCCAUAGCAGCUUACUUUGCCUGUGCAUUACCACGAGCGACGUUCCUCAUCUUCUUUGUGAUCCCUUGUCCCGCAUGGGUGUUCCUUCCCGGUAUCCUGAUAUACGACGGCUACAGGAGCAUCUCCAACAAGAAUACUACCACAGAUACAGCUGGUCACGUCGGCGGUCUGCUUGCGGGAAUAGCAUACUUUGCUGCACGACGGUUUGGUAUCUUUCUAUAACAUACCCUAAAGUAGAUGUGCGGGUCGGGUCAGUAGCAAGGAAUAGACAUAUUUGUGU